UGCGCAGAGCCGGCCCGCAGAGUUGUCGGCUGGGAAAUGGCGGCCGCGGGCUUGGUGGCUGUGGCAGCGGCUGCGGAGUACUCUGGCCCAGGGGCGUCCGGGGGAAACCUCUCCGGUGCUCACUGCGGCCCGAGCCCCGGCGUAGGCCCUGGUCCUGGCCCGGGCUCGUGGAGCCGCUCGGUCGACCGAGCCCUGGAGGAGGCUGCGGUCACCGGGGUGCUGAGCCUGAGCGGCCGGAAACUGAGGGAGUUUCCCCGGGGAGCGGCCAACCAUGACCUGACGGACACCACCCGGGCCGACCUGUCACGAAAUCGCCUCUCAGAAAUUCCUGUGGAAACAUGUCACUUUGUUUCUCUGGAAAGUCUUAACCUAUACCAGAAUUGUAUUCGGUAUAUCCCAGAGGCCAUUCUCAACUUACAAGCUCUGACGUUCUUGAAUAUUAGUCGGAACCAGCUGUCAACAUUGCCAGUACACUUGUGUAACCUACCGUUGAAAGUCUUAAUUGCUAGUAAUAACAAAUUGGUCUCACUUCCUGAAGAAAUUGGACAUCUCAGACAUUUGACGGAACUUGAUGUGAGCUGCAAUGAAAUUCAAACUGUACCUUCCCAAAUUGGUAAUCUGGAAGCCUUGAGAGAUUUUAAUGUAAGAAGAAAUCAUCUAAUACGCUUGCCUGAAGAGCUGGCAGAGGUGCCACUGAUCCGACUAGACUUCUCGUGCAAUAAAGUCACAGCGAUCCCGGUGUGUUACCGGUACCUCAGGCACCUCCAGGUCAUCACCCUAGAAAACAACCCGCUGCAGUCACCUCCUGCGCAGAUAUGUAUAAAAGGCAAAAUCCACAUAUUUAAAUACCUGAACAUACAAGCCUGUAAGAUUGCUCCAGAUCUGCCAGAUUUUGAAAGGAGACCCUUGGGAUUUGGCUCGUGCCAUGAAGAACUGUACUCGGGUCGUCCUUACGGAGCCCUUGACUCGGGCUUCAAUAGCGUGGAUAGUGGGGACAAGAGGUGGUCAGGAAAUGAGCCUACAGAUGAAUUUUCAGAUCUGCCUCUUCGAGUGGCAGAGAUUACUAAAGAGCAAAGACUUCGGAGAGAGAGCCAGUACCAGGAGAAUCGCAACAGUGUGGUUGUCACAAAUGGUGGAGUGGAGCAUGAUCUGGAUCAGAUUGACUACAUUGACAGCUGUACUGCAGAAGAAGAGGAGAACGAUGUGAGGCAGCCCAAAGGCUUGGACACCAGCAGUCUCAGCUCACAGUUUAUGGCCUACAUUGAACACCGGCGAAUCUCCCAUGAGGGUUCACCAGUAAAGCCAAUACCUGUUAGAGGAUUUCAAAAAACAGAAGACAUGAAAAGAUACUCACAUCAAAACAGGGUUCCAGUUGAGCCACCAUCUGUCUUAUCACUGCCACCAAGUCACAAUCGGCUUUCACAUUCAGACCUGGAGCUUCAUCAGAGGAGAGAACCGUCAGUCGAGUGCACUCGGAGAGAGGCACAGCUUGCAGCCCUGCAGUACGAGGAGGAGAAAAUAAGGACCAAGCAGAUUCAGAGAGAUGCUGUCCUGGACUUUGUCAGACAGAAAGCAUCACAAAGUCCACAGAAACAGCAACAUACUGGAGAUGGUGAGUGUCCCUUCCCAUCCCGAAGGUCUCAGCACACUGAUGAUAGUGCCUUGUUAGUGUCGCUGUCAGGGAUGGAUCAAGUAAGCUGUGUGGCAACCCUGCCUCACUCUUCUGCCUUCACACCUCUAAAGAGUGAUGACAGAGUUACCUCAAGCUUUCCUACAACAGAGACAGUCCAUCAUUCCCCUGCAUAUUCUUUUCCUGCUGCUACCCAGAGAAAUCAGUCCCAACGCCCUGAAAGCUUCCUUUUCCGAGCCGCUGUUAGGGCAGAAACUAACAAAGGUUGUGCUGCAGCUCUUCCCCUGUCUUCUGCACCUGCAGCCGAUCCCGCAGAUCCUGUGACAAGACAGCGAGAAGAGGAGCUGAAGUUAAUAGACCAGCUGCGCAAACAUAUUGAGUACCGGUUAAAAGUAUCUCUGCCCUGUGAUCUUGGAGCGGCUCUAACUGAUGGUGUUGUACUUUGCCACUUAGCCAAUCAUGUUCGGCCUCGAUCUGUCCCAAGCAUUCAUGUCCCAUCUCCAGCCGUGCCUAAAUUAACAAUGGCAAAAUGCAGGAGAAAUGUGGAGAACUUCCUGGAUGCUUGCAGAAAAAUCGGCGUCCCUCAGGAGCAAUUAUGUUUGCCUCUGCACAUUUUAGAGGAGAAAGGAUUGAGCCAGGUUGCGGUGACUGUCCAGGCCCUCCUGGAGCUUGCCCCACCCAAGCAGCCGCAGCCGCAGCAGCAGCAGCAGCCGCAGCCACCGCCACAGCUCUCUGCUGUCUGAGGACUCCUAGGCCCUGGGUGGUGUUGGCACAGCCAAAACAGGGAGCGGGAGGAUGCGGUUGCUGGCGCCGUCUGCUCAGAUGGAGCCCUGUGUGUUCCUAGACGCGGUCUUCACGAUUCCUGCCUGGAAUGUUUGCUUCACUUCUCCAUUUUAGGGGAGAUUAAACCCAUUUCCACUAGUUUUUGUUUUUAAUGAAGACACAAUUUUCUUAAGUGGAACUUUGAUUACUGAGGACCCAACAUGGAAGCCUAGGCUGGCUGUGCCUUCUUCGUGGGGAGCAGGCUCAUUUUUCAUGCCAGAGCCAGCAGCUUCGAAGCCGGGUGUUUAGCUCUCUCCGAAGACAGACAUGCCAUUAUCUUUCCCAAUUCCCUGGAUGUCUACAGCUCACUGGUUUCCACAGUUGGGCUUCAUUCUCCUGGAGCAUUUGUGAAAUCCAGAUUUGCAUCAAAGUUUUGGCUGUGGCCUGGGAACCUGCAUUUUGAGCAGACAUUGUAGUUGUUCUCAGGCAGUAGAGAGCACUGUUCCAAGACACAUAGUUAUGUGGUUUGAGGUCCUGCCCUGCUGCGUUUUCAACUGCAUUUACAUCAAAGGCUGUAUUAUGAUGACUUGGACAGUUCUGUCAAAGAAAACAAAAAUAACAGAGAAGCCCUCGGUUUUGCACAAUAUAACAGGUAUUUAAAACAACGUCCAGGCCUCUCCCCAGCCCUGCCCACGACCACCCCAUCUUUUUCUAGAGGGUGGUUCUGUGCAUCACCCUGCUAUUUCCUAAACACAGAGACACACUCCACACACAGGUCUAAGCUAUAAGGUAUAACGUUCUCAACAGUAUUUGCAUGUGACCCAGUGAGCCAUGCUGAUCCCGGGCACCUGAGCCAGGCACGGCAGGAGAGCCACACUCUUACAUCCUCUCUCCCCCAGCUCCUCCCCCACACCCGCUGCCUGUGCCUUACUGCACAGCUGUGCGCAGGGAACAAAAGGGCCCGGGGCCCAGCACAGCGUGGGCAUCUGUAGUUAACCUAAGCACAGAGUUUCCUCCCCAGAGUUUGCGUGCCUUUAGUUGUUAGCUGUCUUUGGUGUCCAAUGGGCAGGUAGAGUGAUUCCAUGAAGCCGUUUAAUAGGGCUGUCUGUAUAGGCCUUCACUUUUGUGGUUUUUCCUCCCAAGGCUUGCAUUUGAGAACAGUAUUUCCCCUGUACAGCAUCUAAAAGCAAUAGCUUUGAUACUGGACCAUGGUUCCAUCCCCAGCACCACCUAAAGUUAGGUGCAGAGAGGCACACGAGCCUGUAAUUCCAAACAUUCCAAAAGUGGAAGCUGGGUGGUCAGGAUUUGGCAGGAUGCUAGGUAACUGCAGCCACCUGGGCUGUAGUAGACUGUUCUGAAGAGCUGCUUCAGCAGUGGAGAGCCCUGGCUGCUCCUGCAGAGGGCCAGGGUUCAAUCCCCAGCACCCACAUGGCAGUUCAUAACUGAUGCCCUCCAAUGACUUCCUCAGGUACCAGGCGUGUACAUGGUACACAUACAUACAUGAAGAUGAAACACUCAUACAUGUAAAAAUAUUUUUUUAAACAUCCUUCCUCUAAAAGUGACUUUGAACAAAAUCAUUUUAAGUGUCUAGUGAAAAAUAAUUUCUCCUUGUUUGUUCAGAGAGGUUUUUAUUAGAACAUUGCUACUUUAUCCAAGUUUAGAAGCAUGUAACAGUAGCCGGGCAUGGUGGCACAGGCCUGUAACUCAGGAGGCUAGGGCAGGAGGAUCGUGAAUUUGAGGCCAGCCUAGGCUACACUACAAGACCUUAUCUCAAGGAAAGGUAGGUAAGUCUAUGAAGAGCACCUGGACUCCCGCCCAGCCCUGCAGGCUCUUCCCAGAACAGACGCAGCAAGGCUUGUUCACCACCAGCUGGGCUGCUGCGCUGGCACACACUUGCCUUCUAGUCCACAUUAAACCUCAGCAUAAUAGAAUAGAAUUUCCACAUUCUAGAUCUUAAUAUUGGGUAGAAAAUGAGUCCAGAAGACGUUACCUAAUACAACACCUUAAUUAUUAGGAAACAUUUGCACAGUUUGGGCUGAGGUUGUUACAGGUCUUCUGAGUCAGCAUAUAACAACAAUUCAGGUUUUCUGUUGGUCUUUUUGUGACUUCAUAUGUCUGUUUCUAAAGUGAAGAACAAUUCAUUUUGAUAUUUAACCUUGCUAGAGACCCCAGUGUAGGAUAGUCAGCCUUGUCAUAGUCCCCUAACCAGAAUUGGCUACCUUACCAGUGCUGACGAUGGACAAGCCAGGCGCCUGCCCAGCCCUACCCUGCCCAGCCCUACAGAGAUGUCAUGUCAGCAGUCUCCAGGCUCUCAGAGGCAUCUCUGCCUCGCACUCCGACCAGGAUCCUCCUGUAAUGAGCAGGUCUGAGGGACUCACGGAGGAACCCUUGUAUCUGGCUAGAGCAGACUAGAAAAGUUGGAUCAGUGGGUGGUUUCCAACCCAGCCGCUCUGUAAAUACACCCUUGCAGCUCAUCAAGGAGCCUGUAAUCUGGUUUCCUCUAGUCAGCAGUGACUAACAACGUGCUAUGCUGAUGAGUCUGAAGAGCUAAGUAUUUAGAUGGUUGUAGAAAUGAAGGAAAACUCGUUGUGUAGAAGCCUUUUGUAUACACAUUGCAGUGAGGUGCUUACAGCAGAUUUGACUUCUGAAAUGUUACACACAUGUAAUUAGUAAAAGGUUUUGUAAACAUUGUCCUAUAUUUGUAUGUCUGUAAAUACACUGUGUAAGUUUUAAGUAUAAAUAUGUCGAUACUGUGUAUGUUAUUUUAAGUUGCCUGUAUGCCAUCUUAUAUGUGGACAUUAAAAUAAAAGCCAAUACAUCAGCAGCAUGUAAUAAAUAAACACUUGCAAAUGUU
Messenger RNA from Peromyscus maniculatus bairdii (prairie deer mouse), 5246 nucleotides. RefSeq names its product leucine rich repeats and calponin homology domain containing 3 (gene Lrch3). The record is from RefSeq and is a predicted model, not a curated record. NCBI's taxonomy places the organism in Eukaryota, Metazoa, Chordata, Mammalia, Rodentia, Cricetidae. Gene Ontology annotation, cellular component: cytoplasm. Gene Ontology annotation, molecular function: protein binding.